AUGAACAAGGAAGGCCAGGCUGUGCACGUCUACACAUCAAACGCCUCGAUGGGAAAUCGCGCAUUUUGCAGCAACGAUGGGGAUAUGCUCAUCGUCCCUCAGCUUGGAAGACUUGACAUUCAGACGGAAUUCGGGAGGUGUCAGGUCAAAGAUCAACUAAAUGUCGUAGACGUCCAGGAGUUGUUCGGAAGCCGUUACGAACUCCCGGAGCUGGGCCCCUUUGGAAGUAACGGCCUGGCCUUGCCACGAGAUUUCGAGUUCCCCAUCGCCUCUUUCGACAUGGACAACUCUGAGUGGGAAACUCUUAACUCCGGCGGCAGUUACGUUCCGUUCAAAUACGCCGCCGAAAAGUUUAUUACUGCAGCUUAUACAGACAAAGACCAAGCCGACCCCAGCCUUUAUACCGUCUUGACGGCCAAGUCCAAGAUCCCCGGAGUGUCGGUGACGGACUUCAUGUUCUUCUGCCCCAAGUACUCAUCAGCAACCAAUACCUUCCGGCCUCCGUACUACCAUCGUAACAUGGCCACCGAGGUCGUAGGAAUUGUGUAUGGCGAUUACAAGGGCACGAGUCGCAACCUAGAAGCAGGCGGACUAAGCUUUCAGUCGAGUUACAUGCCUCACGGUGAAACACACGAGGCCUUUGAGAAAGCUACGACAAGCGAGUUAAAGCCCCUCCGUGUGGGCGAGGGCUUCCUCGCGUCCCUGUGGGACUCGAUGCAAGGCCACUUUUUCGAACACGUCCAGGAGGUGAACGAGGAGUUGAAGAGACGGGGACUGCCGGUCCUCGGAUCAACGACCCAGUGA
This is a messenger RNA of Colletotrichum chrysophilum, 804 nucleotides long. RefSeq lists its product as uncharacterized. NCBI's taxonomy places the organism in Eukaryota, Fungi, Ascomycota, Sordariomycetes, Glomerellales, Glomerellaceae. Gene Ontology annotation, molecular function: homogentisate 1,2-dioxygenase activity. Gene Ontology annotation, biological process: L-phenylalanine catabolic process. The transcript has 6 exons. Gene Ontology annotation, cellular component: cytoplasm. The record is from RefSeq and is a predicted model, not a curated record. The coding region runs from base 1 to 804 and encodes 267 amino acids.